AGCCCGAGGUCGCGUUGCGAAUUAACUACAAGCAUCUUAUGGUCAAUAAAUUAUUCAAUAAUUUCAGUUCUCACUUCUGUUAAUUGAUUAGUUCCAUUUAUCCAACUAAAUUGGCCUCCUGCGCGCGGUCUGGUGAAGCUCUCCUCGCGUCUGGCACGCGCUCUGAACCGUCUGCUCCUAGCCAGUCCUUGGCCUCUGGAAGCAACUCGAACUAGACGACCACGAGUCCAUCCAAGGAAAUAAUUAUCAGAACAAUGGCUCCGCGAUAUGCCCUCGCCGAUUCUGAUUCCGAUUCUGAGCCCAACGGGUCGGAUACACCCCAGCAGCCCUCUGAUAAGGAACUAGAAAGAGCUUUACGCGAAAUAGUCGCGAAAAUAUUCAAAACGGGAAAGACGGAGGAAUUGACGGUCAAGAGAGUUCGGCUUGCGGCUGAGAAGGAACUACAUAUUGAGGAGGGGUUUUUCAAAUCCAAUGGAGAUUGGAAAGCCAGGAGCGAUCAGAUCAUCAAGGAUGAAGUGGAAGUACAGGAUGCUACCGCGCAGGAGCCAAAUGCCGAUGAAGGGGAGGACGAGAGCGCAGGAACACCACCGGCGGACACCAAAAAGCCCACGAAACAAGCCAAAUCAAAAGUACAUUCGACGUCCCGUAAACGGCGUAAGACCAGCGCAGAGAGCGAUGUUGAAAGUGGUGUACACGAUGAGGAUAGUGAGGGAGAGGCAACCAGAAGAACCAAAAAGCCAAAGGAAGCAGUCAAAUCUGAAGUUUCCAAUGAGGGAAUUCUAGAGGACUCCAGUGACAGUAAGGAACAGCAGGACUCCAAACUAGCCAGGCAAAAGGCAGAAGCAGCCGGCGAUUCAGACAGUGAAAUGUCGGUUGUCUUGGACGAAGAACCCGAGCCCAAGCGUCAGCGACAGAAGAAGUCCACAGCAACGACUUCGGCAACGGCCUCUGGAAAGACGAAGAAAAAGGCGCCUGCGAAGGCAAAGGAGGCAGACGCUGACCCCAACCAGGCAGAAAUCAAGCGGUUGCAAGGAUGGUUGAUCAAGUGCGGUAUUCGCAAAAUGUGGGCGCGAGAGCUGGCUCCGUACGAUACGCCCAAGGCGAAAAUCAAGCACCUCAAAGACAUGCUGAAAGACGCGGGUAUGGAGGGACGAUACUCAUUAGACAAGGCCAGGCAGAUCAAGGAGGAGCGUGAACUUCGGGAGGACCUCGAGAAUGUGCAAGAGGGGGCAAAGCGCUGGGGGAAAGCGACGGAGGGGGAAGACAGUGACGGUCAACCUCGUCAGCGUUUGAAUCGAGGCCGAAAGGCCCUCGCCUUCCUCGAUAGUGAAGGGGAGGAAACCGAUUGAUGCUCCGCAAUCACGCGCUUUGGUCGGUGUAGCACAUGGUUAUUGUUUGCAGAUAGGAGAUAUGUAACACCUCCCUCCAUAUGUAUGAUAUAAUGUCCGCACGAAUGUAGGGGAACUGCUAAGCGUAUCCAACUUGGUCUGCCUUUAUUGAUAGACGUCGUAUCAUUUUCCCAGUUUCGACCCACUCAUGCGUUGGGCAGCAAGGCUAAAAACAGCGACGGAGGAU
Messenger RNA from Aspergillus versicolor CBS 583.65, 1575 nucleotides. Its product is annotated as putative transcriptional regulator. The coding region runs from base 255 to 1349 and encodes 364 amino acids. The record is from RefSeq and is a predicted model, not a curated record. The transcript has 2 exons. Lineage: Eukaryota; Fungi; Ascomycota; Eurotiomycetes; Eurotiales; Aspergillaceae. Gene Ontology annotation, cellular component: nucleus.